AUGCAUACAUACUUUCAAACCAACGACACCCCAGACAUUACCCCGCUCACCCUUUGGAUGGCCCAUAAACCGGUCAUCAGGGGCAUACUUAUAAGACGGGCAGCCCACCUCAAAAAACAGCAACAACACUCACAUAUACAGAAUCUCAAAAGAUUACAAGACCUACAUAGAACAAACCAAAUAACCCCCUCCAAGGCCACACAGGAUGAGAUCACUGACCUGCAAAAACAAAUCCACACUUCCAAUUUCCAAAAAGCAAGCUAUGCACUGAAAAAGCUCAAAGCGUCCACCUUUGUCAUGGGCAACAGAGCCAGCAAAACUCUGGCACAAAGACUCAGGGAUAAGCAAGCCCAAACCAGAAUCCCAUACCUACUCUCCCCCCAGGGACAGAAACUGCCCCAACCCACGCAAAUCUGCAAUGAAUUUGCAACCUACUACAGCUCCCUAUAUAAUUUAAAAGACAACCCACAAGUACCCCAGCCAACCCGCAGCACCAUCUCGGAGUACCUUGGCAGAAUUGACAUGCCCAGACUCCAAGCACACCAAGCAGUCAACCUCGCGGCCCCCAUUACCACCCUAGAAGUAACACAGAUCAUUGAUACCAUGCCAAAAGGCAAAGCCCCAGGCCCUGAUGGCCUCACCAAUCUGUAUUACACCACCUUUAAGGACGUACUAACCCCCUACAUCACACGUGCCCUCAACUUAGCCACGCAACAGGGAACCCUACCGCCCGAAUUCUUAGCGGCACAUAUUAUAACCCUACCCAAACCGGGAAAACCACCGACAGUCUGCCCAAAUUUUAGACCUAUCUCCCUACUAAACACCGACGCCAAGCUAUACGCUAAAAUAUACGCGGCUAGGCUCAAAGCACUCCUGCCCAGCUUGAUCUCGACAGACCAAGUGGGAUUCGUGGCAGGCAGACAAGGCCCAGACAACUCCCGGAAAGUACUAGAUAUACUUCACUACCUUAACCGCUCCAAACUACAGAGCACGCUCCUCUCCCUAGACGCUGAGAAGACAUUUGACCGACUCAAUUGGCAUUUCCUACAUGAGGUGUUGUCAAGAUACGGGUUCCCACCGGACUUCCAAAACAUGAUAAGAGCCCUGUACAGCACCCCAAUGGCAACGGUUCUAAAUUCAGGGUUCAGUUCUGCCCCCUUCACAAUAACCAACGGCACCAGGCAAGGAUUCCCCUUAUCCCCCUUGCUAUACGUGCUAGCGCUGGAACCACUAGCGAUAGCCAUCAGAAACAACCAAAACAUUAAAGGGAUAACCAUAGGCGACAGGGAGUACACACUUAACCUAUUUGCGGACGAUAUACUCCUCACAAUAUCCAAUCCGACAAUUUCACUCCCCAACCUCCACAAAUAAAUAAUGGAAUACAGUACACACUCAUAUUACCAGCUGAACCUAACCAAGACGUAGGCCAUGUGCAUAAACAUGUCCAAAUCGGAGGAGGAACGUUACAAACACAACUUCAAUUAUGACUGGAGGAACGACUACUUAACAUUCUUAGGCGUUAGGCUAACGAAACAUCACUCGAGCUUAUUCGCCACCAACUAUAUCAAGCUCCUCAAAGAAGUGGAGCAAACGCUACACUCAUGGAAAAACAAAUUCCUCUCAUGGCUAGGCCGCAUAGUGGCCAUCAAAAUGACGAUUCUACCAAAAAUCCUCUAUAUGUUCCGCUCCCUACAAAUCCCCAUACAGCAGACGUACAUACAAAGACUACAAUCCCUCCUGAUCAGAUUUAGCUGGGGAGGGAAACACCCUAGAGUUCCUCGAGCUUUACUAAUGAGACACCCGGAAAAGGGUGGUUUGGGAUUCCCUGACCUUAAGGCAUACUACCAUGCAACACAUAUCGCCAACAUGCUCCAAAUGCACUCCACCACAUACACCCCCAGUGGAUCUCCAUUGAAGACAGCUGUGGAGGACAAACAGACCUUGCAGCAGCUAUGUGGAUGCCUAGGAAACUGCGCAACAUUCCCCGAGACACCCUACCCACCACAAAACUACUAUACAACAUAUGGGACAACCACAGGACCGCAUUUUGCUCAGCCAGACCGUGGUCGAUGGCAACGCCACUAAAAACGAUCGCACUCCAUAACAACACAUUCCCUUACAGAGCAUGGCAAGCCCACAACAUCACACAUCUACACCAAAUCUGCACCGAAAAAGGCCCACUCCCGCUCUUAACACUGCAAACCAAAUACAAUAUCCCAACCAAACUAACAUUCUCACAUUGGCAACUGAAAACACUCUUAGACAGCACUACAGGCAACGAACCACCACCCCGAUUUGACCCCAUCCUCACACCAUUCGAAAAAAUGUGCCUACACCUCACCCCCACCCAAAAAACAUUAUCAGUGUGUUAUAGACACAUAAACGCACACAAGCCAGAUCCGGAGUGGCAAUUUAAAAAGGACUGGCACAGAGAUAUCAAUAGAACCCUCACACCAGACGAAUGGAACCACAUAUACGCUAACCAUAAAGGACUCACGUCGUGCGCCUCGCACCUAGAAGCCUCACAUAAGCUACUAUAUAGGUGGUGCAUGGUACCUACAAGACUUAAGAAAAUCUACCCUAACAUGAGUGACAAAUGCUGGAGAUGCCAGACCCAAACAGGAACCAUGUUACACAUUUGGUGGACAUGUACCCAGGUCCAACCGUACUGGACACAAAUAGCAGAGAUAAUAAGAGGGGCCACAGGAUGCAUCCUCGAACACAACGCUGAAACAUUCUUGCUCAAACUUCUGCCCACCAAUAUACCCCACAGCAUAACUAAACUGAUGUUCCUCACACUCACCUCAGCGUCCACCUUACUGGCAAAACACUGGAAAAAACCCCAGAUCCCCUCCACGGCAGAGGUGACAGUAAUGGUCACUACCACCCUGGACUAAGAGGUGAUUCUAUGGGAUCAAACAAAAAUAGGCAAAGGGAGUGCUACAGCGAAAACAAUCUGGACCACUUACAUAGAAAAGAAGAACCUCCAAGCUGCAGCUAG
Pelobates cultripes (western spadefoot toad) is the source of this 3001-nucleotide messenger RNA. The record is from the annotation of a GenBank genome assembly. Lineage: Eukaryota; Metazoa; Chordata; Amphibia; Anura; Pelobatidae.